GGUUUGGGGGGUGGGUUAGUGGGUAGGUAAGUUGGUAUUGGGUUGGGUUUAGAAAUUACGUAGGGAAUUGACUUGGACGAGCAUAUGAAAUGUGAUACGCUGACCUCCUUUUAUUCUCUCGGAGGGGAGAGGUUGCAACUUGCAACCUGCCCAUAUUAUUGCAUGUCUCGUCUGCCUGAUACUUCCUCCCAAUCCUUCCUAUAUUUCUUUAGGAUGUAUCUUCUCCUUAUUCUUUAAAAUUGUGACAUCCAAAGAAAUCAGUUUUUAUGCCUUUUUCUUGUUACCAUGGAUGGAGAAUAGAGAAGCUAAUUGAAAAUUGUGGGAAUAUUGUUUGAAUGAACAUACUGCAGGUGAACAUUUCGCCUACUUGUAGAGAAUGAAAUAAAGAGUCACAUUAUUUACACAUUCGGGAGAUUGGUUGAUAAUAAUCAGGACCAAUUUUUGAAGGCACUAUCCCUUGUGCCAGAAGAAUUUCUAUCUUUUAGGGCACUACCCUUAUAUCAGAAGAAUUUCUAUUCGGACGGACGUAGAUGAAAAGGCGUUUAUAUGUUGAAGUGGUGUUAAUGGACAUGGUCAUCUGUGCCUUUGAAAGGCGUUUAUAUGUUGUAGUAGUGUUCAAAGACAUGGUUAUCAGUGCCUCGGUUCAAAGGAUUGGAAAGUCUGAUCUCCAGACGGUCAACCCCCGAGAUAGCCAUGCUUGGAAAGGAUAACUUCUCAGUUUACAAUUACAGGCCCAAAUGGGGGCUUUGUGUUCACGAGAUAAGUCCAUUUAAGGUCAAGGGUGGUGAUUAAGAGAGAGCUUUACUUCCCUGGCCUCUAUAAAUAAUCAAAUCGUUGAUGGCCUCCACAUUCCUUUCUACAUCAGCUAACUAGAUACCUAAAAAAUCUUGAAAAUGAGCAGCAGAGAAAGCAACACUGGCAGUGGGAAGAAGGAAGCCAAAGUUGGUGGCGAUGGAAGCACUGGAAAGGGAAGUGGAACUCCUUGCAGUGGCGCUGGGAUGAUGGCGGCCCCUGGUCAGGCAGGUGAAUGCAUCUCCAGGGAGGCCUUUGAGAGCAACCCCAAGGGAGGAGGAGGCGGUGGCUCAAAAGGUGGGGGAAGAGGAGGCGGUGGCUCAAAAGGUGGUGGAGGAAGCGGCGGUGGCUCAAAAGGUGGUGGAGAAAGCGGCGGUUCUGGAUCAAAAGGUGGGAGUGGAGGUGGUGGACGCAGCAGCGGUGGUGGAAGCUCUUCAAAGGGAGGCUGUGGGGGCCAUGGAAUGAUGACAGCACCCGGUGGAGGUGGGGCAUGUAUUUCCAGGGACGCAUUUGAGAGUAACCCCCAGGGUUACUUUGCCGAUCUCCAUGCCAGCGAGAAGGGCAGCAAGUAGAUGUAGUGCCAUCAUAAUGGUACCUCUGAUAUAAUUAAACCGUAGUUUAUAAUAAUAUAUCGCACUUUGUUUAUUCUUCUCUUUCAA
This is a messenger RNA of Vitis riparia (riverbank grape), 1451 nucleotides long. RefSeq names its product glycine-rich cell wall structural protein 1.0-like. NCBI's taxonomy places the organism in Eukaryota, Viridiplantae, Streptophyta, Magnoliopsida, Vitales, Vitaceae. Bases 894 to 1364 code for a protein of 156 amino acids. The transcript has 2 exons. The record is from RefSeq and is a predicted model, not a curated record.